AUGGUCUCCAAAAAGUCACUCCACAGACCUCCUCCGGGGGUCGUCUCAGAUGAGAAACCCGCCAACAAAAUCCGACGUCAACUCCUACACGUCAAGAGAAAGCGUGCCAAGGACUCGGCUCGUCGGGCAGAACGCUAUGCGUUCAAGAAAGAGGAGGCCAAGAACCCUAGACUCAAGGAGGAACGUCUCAAGCGCAACAUUCCCUUGACCCUGGAGCGAAAGCGAGUGUGGGACAACCCGGACAGCGACGCCGAAGAUGGACUAGGUCUGAGUGUCGACGUCGAGCGCAUCAAGAGACAAAAGCAGGAGGAGGAAGACGAACUCAAUCGGCCUCUGGAUCCUUCCGAACAGCAGUCGGAGGGGUCGCAAGAUGAUAGCGACGAUUUGGACAGCAUGUUGGCCAGCAGCGACGACGAAAAAGACGAUGCCGACGGUGACAGCCACGAGCGAGGGCGGCCGAAAUCCUCCGUUCCUUCGGCCACUGCGCGUGCGACGAGUCCGACUCAGUCGACCAAGAGUACCAACAUGAACCUGGCGCCCGAGGCAUUGGCCGCCAAAUUCCCGUCGCUCUUCUCCACGGAAACCCCGAAAACGCCCAAGAUCCUAAUUACCACCUCCAUCAACUCGAUCCUGCACGACGAGGCCGAGAUUCUGACCUCCCUGUUCCCCAACAGCGUAUACAUCCGCCGUACUGCGCACCGCUACGCACACAAGUUCUCCGUCCGCGAGAUCGCCAAGUUUGCUACGAACCGGGAAUAUACCGCCCUCGUCAUUCUCCAGGAAGACCAAAAGCGGCCGGCGGGUCUGGACAUUGUCCACUUGCCCAAGGGUCCGAUGUUCCACUUCUCCAUUAGCAACUGGAUCACGGGUAAAAAGCUCCCCGGGCAUGGUAACCCGACGGAACACUGGCCGGAACUGAUCCUCAACAAUUUCCGCACUCCGCUGGGUCUCCUCACGGCGCAUCUCUUCCGCAGUUUGUUCCCGCCGCAACCCGAUAUCGAAGGCCGCCAGGUCGUCACCCUGCACAACCAGCGCGAUUACAUCUUUGUGAGACGGCAUCGGUACGUUUUCCGCGAGAAGCGCGAGACGGAGAAGAGCGUCGUCGGGGCGGACGGAAAGGAGAUGAAGGGCGCGGAAGGACUACGAACGGGACUGCAAUCGCUGGGACCCAACUUUACCCUCAAGCUGCGACGAGUAGACAAGGGGAUCCAGCGGGCCAGUGGACAGGAGUGGGAAUGGAAGGGAGGAAUGGAGAAACAGAGAACGAAGUUUCAACUGUGA
Aspergillus melleus is the source of this 1281-nucleotide messenger RNA. RefSeq names its product rRNA-binding ribosome biosynthesis protein RPF1 (gene RPF1). The record is from RefSeq and is a predicted model, not a curated record. Gene Ontology annotation, molecular function: rRNA primary transcript binding. Gene Ontology annotation, biological process: maturation of LSU-rRNA; maturation of 5.8S rRNA. The transcript has a single exon. Gene Ontology annotation, cellular component: nucleolus; preribosome, large subunit precursor. Lineage: Eukaryota; Fungi; Ascomycota; Eurotiomycetes; Eurotiales; Aspergillaceae. Bases 1 to 1281 code for a protein of 426 amino acids.